Messenger RNA from Tachysurus fulvidraco (yellow catfish), 3014 nucleotides. RefSeq names its product inflammation and lipid regulator with UBA-like and NBR1-like domains (gene ilrun). Gene Ontology annotation, molecular function: ubiquitin binding. Gene Ontology annotation, biological process: macroautophagy. The record is from RefSeq and is a predicted model, not a curated record. Bases 140 to 991 code for a protein of 283 amino acids. Lineage: Eukaryota; Metazoa; Chordata; Actinopteri; Siluriformes; Bagridae. The transcript is spliced from 5 exons. Gene Ontology annotation, cellular component: phagophore assembly site.
UGCGUGGUGACGUCAUCAAUCUUACUGAGCCAUGCGUACUGAGGGUUCGCCGUCGACUCUCGGCGGUUGUUGUUAUGAUUGAAACAGGCCUCUGACUAAAUUAAAAAGUUCUCCCGCCGCUGCCCCGGGACACCUGCUCAUGGAGGGCAUGGACGUCGAUCUGGACCAGGAGCUCAUGCAAAAGUUUAGUUGCAUGGGCACCACGGAUAAAGAUGUGCUAAUCUCUGAGUUCCAGAGGCUGCUGGGUUUCCAGCUGAACCCGGCCGGCUGCGCGUUCUUCCUGGACAUGACUAACUGGAAUCUUCAAGCAGCUAUUGGAGCAUAUUAUGACUUUGAGAGUCCGAAUAUCAACACACCAUCAAUGUCUUUUGUAGAAGAUGUGACGAUUGGCGAGGGCGAGUCUGUGCCCCCAGACACUCAGUUCACGAAGACGUGGCGGAUACAGAACACAGGAUCGGAGUCGUGGCCUCCAGGUGUGUGUCUGAAGUACAUUGGCGGAGACCAGUUUGGUCAUGUGAACAUGGUGUUGGUGAGGUCUCUGGAGCCACAGGAAAUCUCAGAUGUCAGUGUCCAGAUGCACAGUCCAGCCAAUCCAGGCAUGUACCAGGGCCAGUGGAGAAUGUGUACAGCUACUGGACUUUUCUAUGGAGAUGUGAUCUGGGUGAUCCUGAGUGUAGAGGUUGGAGGUUUGCUUGGGGUCACACAACAGCUGUCCUCUUUCGAGACUGAGUUUAACACUCAGCCACACCGCAACGUUGAGGGAGACUUCAACCCCUUCGCCUCACCACAGAAGAACAAGCAAGACGCCAAUGAAGAUAACCUAAAAGACACCAGAGGCCCCUGGGUGGCCCCUCUGGACUCCAUACAGCAAGAUCAAAAUGGACUGUCUCACAAUUCUGUAAAUAUUACGCCAAAUGGUCUUCAAAACAACUUAUCAGUAGUGACUUACAGCCAGGGCUGUCAUGGGCCCUACCCUUUUGGACAGUCUUAAAAGACAAGAAUCAUCACCACCACCAGGCAGCUCCGUGGAGCCAUCACUCUGGAAUCCCCCUUUUCUAUGGGGUUAUGCAGGGGAGCAACAGAUUUCUUAAAAACUUGACAACCCUACUCUCCCCUUGCAUUACAACACAACCUACGAAAUGGACAAGGCUGUUUGGAUCUAAAUAAAUCUUCAGCCAUCUUCAACACGCAUGUGUGAAUGCUAAAUUAAGAUGAGUGCUAGAAUUCCUCAGUUAAAUACACAGAUCUUUUGUUUUUAUUGUCACGUUGCUGCAAUAGUCAGGUGAGCUGGUGUGAGUGGGUGUGUGAGAGUGGGAGAGAGAGAAUGUGUGAGACAGGUAGAGUAUGUGUGCUUGUAAGCUUGUGUGUGGACCAUGCACAAAAGAGAUAUGAAAAAAGCCAUUGAAAAAUACCUUUUGAUUGUGAAGAAGUUUUUAUAAUUUACUUUGUGAGCCGUAUGAUUUUACUGAGAAAUCACAUCAUUUUUAAAAAAAACAAAACAAUUGAUCGUUCAAAGCUACUCGAAAUCUGUCUUUUUUUUUUCUUCUUCUUCUUCAGUUAUCAAAGAUCUCAACAGUACAUAAAAAAGUUAAAGGUAGCUUAAGAUCACUUGCACAGAUUCAGUAGUAAUGCUUGUUAAAGGCCAGAAGAUGGAACUGUUGAACCUCAGAAAACAUACAGACACAGCUACAGUAUGUAAAACUUAAAAGGCCCCUCAAUUCUUCAGUGUAAAUUUCACAAAUGAGGAAUUUUUACAGAUCCCAAGUGCAUUGUUAUUAUGUUAUUGGGCCCUGUGAUCUAUUCAUCAUGGUCACUCAUUUGAUGUUCAUUUUCCUUCGAAGGCCAAGAGCAUUUGAGCUUGUGUGGUGGUUUAAAUCCUAGCAGCUCACAACUAAGGCAUAAAUGUUUAGCUCCAGCAUUAUUUUCAUGAAAAUUAUUUUUUAAUGCAAGAGUUGACAGAAGCACAUUGUUAUUGAUUAUUUAGGUAUUUUCAGCUCCACAGUUUUACAUUAAAUAUAUCAAACUCUCUGCACCUUUUUUUUCUUUUCUUUUUUCCAUAUCUGGCAUUUAUUACACCCCAUGUAUAAGAUGCAAACACAUUACUAUUCACAGGGAAAUCAUUCUUAGCCUAAAUCAUGUUUACGAACGUUUAUGAAAGGACAUGAUGUAUUCAGUAUGUCAGUGUAUGCAUUACACACUAUUUAUAAUAAUUUAAAAUAAAAAAAUGUCAGUUUUCGUUUAGUAAUUGAGUUAUAAUAAUGAAAUUGGCUGAAACAAGUGUGCAGUAUCCCAAUAUAACAAAACAAAUGCAUUGCUGAUGAUGUUUUGUGUUCACAUUCACUGUCAUUUUAUGAUAAAAAGAUCAUUGGAAUUUCAUUUAAUGAUGAGCUACACUGAAAUGUUUGGCAAAAUGGCUCUCUCUGCUAUGCAUCUGGUGUUUGACGAAGGGAUGGUUUGGCGCGUAUACUUAGACUUUGUUUUCUAUAUUGUAUAUGUUUUAGUUCAAAUCACUGAUUAUCUAUGCAGUGUUUGAAGGGAUUUUCUGUUUUUUGUUUGUUUGUUUCUCCAGGUAAACACAAUAUGUUGGAAAUCAUCAAUGCUAUAGAGCUAGCUGAGGUUGUAUUUGACUGCCAUAGAGAUUAGACAGGGGAAAAAGCUUUCUCAAUUGGACAGUAUCAUGGUCUGAAGAGUCAAGUCUUCCUUGGAGUAGUUUUAUUGAAUGUCCUCAUCCCAACUGCACAGAUAUAAUUUUUUCUCAUUGUUGCUGUCUGGCUUAAUGUGUGUGAGAGGCUAUAUUUGAGUGACAAGUUGUGCUAUUGUUCAUUCUUUUUGAAUUUCUAUUUGUUUGCUGUUGAGUUUUCUGCACGGUGGCAUGGUGAAUGGAUGAGCAGAGUGUUUGCAUAGAGACCUGUGGUAGCACAUUUAACAAGAAGAAAAAAAUACAGAACUGAAACCUUUUUCCUGUAUGUGUAAAUGAACAUUUCUAUAAUUAAAUGAAUACUUAAGAAUUAAAA